UUGAUUUAACAUAAGUGAACUUCUUCCCGAUCGUACCCAACGGCCGCACCUUCCCAAAUCGUUUUUCUCAUCUGCUGCCGCCGGUGCGCUUUUUUUGUUUUAGUUUUUGUCUUAUUGACUCCAUCGCCGCCCGUUGCAGUCGCUUUCACCGUCCGCCACACAGCCCUCGCCUUCUUCUAUUUUUUCCCUCAAACCCUCUCCAACGAGUCGAGUCGGAUCCGGGUAAAUACGAAUCCGUACAAGUUUGGCUCCGGUCGAUUCAGUGAAAUUUUGAGCCGGGAAUUCUCUGCUUGCUCGCCACCGUUGGUCGACUGAGGAAAGUGAUCAGGUUUCUUGCUGGUGUUUAUUGCUAUUUGACGAUCUGUAGAACCGCUUCAUAUUGCGACCUGGUUACUGUAUAAACACCUGCUUCAUCAGCUGCUCAGCACUGUUUGCUACAAGAAGAAGGAUUUGGGAUGGCUGGAAGACUGAGCAAUGAAGUCUCCAGGGUCUCGGGUGCAAAUGGCGUAGCUCACUCCCUCAUGUUGUCUCUCCGGCAGCGCUCUGGCAUGGGUCUUCCAAUUGGAAAACACUUUGUACCUGACAAAUAUGUUGGAAGGGGUUGGAGAGCACGGGUGAAUGCUCGCCGAGGUGAAAAUGCAUUCAGAGUGGAGAAAUACCUAAAAAGAAUUGGUUUAGGCAAAGAAGAUUAUCAUUUCUGGAAGCAAAUUGGCAAAGGAUUGAUAUGCACAUACACACUUUUUGGGUUGGCAUGGUUGUGGAAUGAGACAUCCCCGCUUGGUUGGUGGACAUUGAAGCCGAAGCCCAAGGAGGAGAAAGAGCUUGCUCAUCUCUAUGAGCGCCGGCAGUUUCCCUACCCGGGUGACCAGGAAGCCAUGGAUGAGUUCAUUGCUAAAGGCGGGAUGAUUGGCACUGUAAUCGGGCCAAAAGGAUUCGUCGAAAAUGACAAAGAUUUUUACAAUUUUGAGAAAGAACUGCAGGACAAGAAGUUUGAACAAGAGGCUUUGAAAUUGUGGCUUAGGAUGAAAAAUGAGGUUGUCUCCGAGCUUCAAGAAAAAGGCUUUGAUGUAGAGUAACUUGUACUAAGACUGCCCCUGCAAUGAAUUAUGUUUUUCCUAUAGG
Messenger RNA from Andrographis paniculata, 1122 nucleotides. RefSeq lists its product as uncharacterized. The coding region runs from base 456 to 1076 and encodes 206 amino acids. The record is from RefSeq and is a predicted model, not a curated record. The transcript is spliced from 5 exons. Lineage: Eukaryota; Viridiplantae; Streptophyta; Magnoliopsida; Lamiales; Acanthaceae.